Aphanomyces invadans is the source of this 732-nucleotide messenger RNA. RefSeq lists its product as hypothetical. The record is from RefSeq and is a predicted model, not a curated record. Lineage: Eukaryota; Oomycota; Saprolegniomycetes; Saprolegniales; Verrucalvaceae. Bases 1 to 732 code for a protein of 243 amino acids. Gene Ontology annotation, molecular function: metalloendopeptidase activity. The transcript has 4 exons. Gene Ontology annotation, biological process: proteolysis; peptide metabolic process.
AUGUGCUGGAUGCAACGAAAGAGUACUCGAAGCUUGUCGAAUGUUAACACGAUCUCAAAUGGCUUGCUCACGCCCACGCUCGCCCUUCUCACAGAGGAUAUCCCAUCGCGACACGGGCCGUGGAUGCUGUCGCUGUUGUCGCCAGCGCUGCUGUCGGUGCUAAAACACUGCACGAAUCGAUCUAUCCGUGAAGAGCUGUACCGAGUCAACGUGAGUAAAGCCAGCACGGAACUGUUUAACAGUGUGUCAGUGGCCGGAGAGAUUCUCGCGUUGAGAAACGAGGUUUAUUACACAGAGUUGCUGGGGUUCCAGACGUUUGCCGACCUCAGUUUGGCGCAGAAGACGGCGCCAUCUGUGCUUGAGGUUGAAGAAAUGAUCAACGCUCACCACGACACGAGUGAUCCCGUGGUCGAGACCAAGUUCCAGCAGCUGCAGACGUUUGCGGAUCCCAUGGCCACGACGGACAGUUGGAGCAAUGGGACGUGGCUUUUUUGGUACGCGUUGCAACAUUCGAGCGAUGGAGCAGCUGGGAUCGCCCGCCGUCGGACAUUUUUCUUUGACCCUUACGCCCGGCCGGGGCAGAAGCGGCACGGAGGGUGGAUCAAUGAGACCGUCAACCGAAGCAAAGUCCUCGGAAUCCCCGAGCAUCUCGUUCGUGUGGCGGACUUCAAGAUCGUUAGCAGCGCGUCGUUAAUGUCGUUUGUGGCCGAUGUUGCGAGUUCGCAUUCGUAG